AUGAAGCGCAAACUAGACGAAAACGAUGUCCCUAAGUUGGCGGAAAAGCUGGAAACCAAAAAACCCGCUAGGAAUUUUGAAGACUUUGGACUUGAUCCCCGACUACUGCAGGCCUUGACAUCACAGAAAUUCUCGAAGCCGACAUUAGUCCAGGCCGAAGCUAUUCCUCUGGCGCUCAAUGGGAAGGAUAUACUUGCAAGAGCCAAAACUGGAUCAGGAAAAACAGCGGCGUAUCUGAUUCCGAUCUUACAAAAAAUAUUGCAGAAGAAAGCAGCCCACCCCGCGCACAAAUCUAUAUCAACUUUGAUCCUAGUGCCAACGAGAGAGCUAGCCCAGCAAGUGCACAAGACUGUAACUGCGUUUUCAGAAUUCUGUUCCAAGGGUAUACGGUCUGGGAAUCUCACACAGAAGGUCUCCGAUGCUGUCCAGCGUGCCCUACUUGCAGACCUACCGGAUAUUGUUAUUUCUACGCCUGCACGAGCGGUUGUCAAUGUUAACAACUCCGCGCUGGUUUUGGACGAUAUUUCACAAGUGGUUAUUGAUGAAGCCGAUUUGGUUCUCUCAUACGGAUAUGAACAGGACAUGCAGAGCCUGGCCAAGGCAAUUCCGCGCGGUGUUCAGACUUUCUUGAUGAGCGCUACACUCACAUCUGAAGUCGACACUCUGAAAGGCCUUUUCUGUAGAAGUCCGGCUAUCUUGAAGCUUGAAGAGGCAGAGGACGAAGGUGCCGGCAUAAGCCAGUUUGCAGUCAAGUGCGCGGAGGACGAAAAAUUCCUACUUACGUACGUGAUAUUUAAACUACAGCUAGUGAAAGGCAAGUGCAUUAUAUUCGUCGGCGAUGUGGAUCGCUGUUACCGUCUCAAAUUAUUCCUGGAACAAUUUGGCAUCAAGAGCUGUAUUCUCAACUCAGAAUUGCCAGCCAAUUCUAGGAUACAUGCUGUCCAGGAAUUCAAUAAGGGUGUUUACGACAUUAUUAUUGCCGCUGAUGACCAAGAGGUCAUAGGAAAAGUUGAAUCCAAAAAGGAACCGGUCGGUAGCGAGGAUGCGACUGUUACUGAUGCUGUUGCGGAAGAAAGCAAGGACCUUAGUGACCCCGAGGAAGUGGAAGAGAAGCCAGCACCAUCAAACAAAAACAAGAAACGAAAAAAGUCAGGAAAGGAGAAAGAUUAUGGUAUUUCUCGAGGAAUAGAUUUCCAGGAUGUUGCAUGCGUUCUCAAUUUUGACCUUCCAACGACCGCUAAAUCAUAUACCCACCGAAUCGGUCGAACUGGGCGCGCUGGAAAAACUGGCAUGGCCCUUUCAUUUGUUGUGCCAUCUGAAUUAUAUGGGAAACACAAACCAACGAUUUUCCCACCUGCGAAGAACGAUGAAUCUGUCCUUGCUAAAAUAGAAAAGCGCCAAGCUAAAAUGGGCCGAGAAGUGAAGCCCUACCAUUUUGACAAGAAGCAAAUCGAGGUGUUUAGAUACCGAAUGACAGAUGCCCUGCGAGCAGUAACCCGAAUAGCCAUCCAAGAAGCCCGAGCAAAAGAGAUCAGGCAGGAGCUUGUCAAGAGUGAGAAGCUCAAGAGACAUUUCGAGGAGAAUCCCCAAGAGCUACGCGAGUUACGCCACGAUCAAGAGCUUGGGUCUGUAAGAGUACAGAGCCAAUUGAAGAGUGUACCAGAAUAUCUAAUGCCGACCAAGGGGAAGAGUUCAUUAACGAGUGAAGACAUUGGUUUCGUCGGGCUACACAAAAAGAAGGAGAACAGGAUUCGACAGGCCAGACAAAAGAACAGGGCCCGAGGGAGAAUUGCGAAGAAGGGCGGUGCCGGACGAAAAGUUGACCCAUUGAAAUCGUUUAAGUCAAAAUAA
Messenger RNA from Nannizzia gypsea CBS 118893, 1851 nucleotides. RefSeq names its product ATP-dependent RNA helicase DBP9. The transcript has 4 exons. Gene Ontology annotation, molecular function: ATP binding; RNA helicase activity; nucleic acid binding. NCBI's taxonomy places the organism in Eukaryota, Fungi, Ascomycota, Eurotiomycetes, Onygenales, Arthrodermataceae. The record is from RefSeq and is a predicted model, not a curated record. Bases 1 to 1851 code for a protein of 616 amino acids.